UUUCUCCUUGGCGUUUGGUUUUCGAGAAAGUACAACUCGGAAAAUAGAAAUUUUCUCGAGAAAACCCUUACUCUUCCCCCAACCAACCUUUCACUCUUCUUUACUCUCUUCACUCUCUUCUCUUCUUCGUUGUUGCCGCUCUACUAUCCUGCACAAAUCCACCAUCUGAUUCUCGCUCUUAAUCCAUUUCUUCCAUUUGGCUGGGAAUUUCUUUAUAGAGUGGUGCUCUGACUUACAUCGUACAACCAUCAUUGUCUUGUGCUUUUUAAGUUCUCCUCAUUAUCUUCUCCAAUUGAAACAACCCACUAUACAAACUUGCACGUCAAACCUUAGUGUGGCACAUCCCAGUCUGUCUAAGAGUCAUCACAAGCAUAUAACCAGCACAUGUUUCUAGAUGACUAAAAGAAUGGAAUCGUAUGGCCUGCUAGGCCAAAGAAGGGAUGUAAAGCACAAAGGAAGGAAUGUUGUUUGGUCAGUUGCAAUGGACAAGUGCCUUAUUGAAGCUCUUGCUAUUCAGGCAAGAAAUGGGAAUAAAAUUGACAGAUGCUUUAAUGAAAAUGCAUAUACAGCUGCAUGUAUUGCUGUAAAUAGCCAUUUUAACUUAAACUUGAACAAUCAGAAAGUUAUCAAUCGUCUAAAGACGAUUAAGAAGAGGUACAAAGUAAUCAAGGAUAUUCUUUGUAGAGAUGGAUUUCGGUGGAAUCCGACUUCAAAGAUGAUUGAGUGUGACAGUGAAGACCUUUGGAAGAGAUAUGUGGCAGCACACCCCGAUGCGAGAGGAAUCAGAGGGAAGCCAAUAGAGAUGUAUGAUGAACUAAACAUUGUUUGUGGCAAUUAUCAGGCCCCGAGUCAAUGGGCGAAGAUGAAGGACGGAAACCGUUCACUUCAAGUCAGGAAUUUUGAGGAAGAGUCUGCAUCAUUUCACUCCCCAAGCUCGGAAGAUCUUAGUGAAACAGAUAAUACAGAGUCAUAUACUGGACCGUCUGAAUAUGCAGAACUGCCCAAUGGUAGUCAAGACCCUCUACCAAACAACCCGACGAGACAACAACCUAAGAGACCACGGUCAUCUGAGGCUCUCCAAGAUGCAAUGCUGGCUGUGGCGUCUAGUAUUCGUCGUCUGGCCGAUGCAAUGGAACUGAGCAAGCACUCGAUAGAUGCUAAUGAACUGUUAGAAGCCGUAAUGGAGGUUGAUGGUUUGGAGGAGGCUAAACAGAUGUACGCCUUCGAAUAUUUGAACGCUGAUCCAGUGAAAGCCCGAGCGUUCUUGACAUAUAAUGCUCGAAUGAGGAAGAUUUAUUUGUUUCGCCAGUUUUGGUGGUGGAAGUAAUCAUCAGCCAUUGUUUGCUUCCUGUGUACUACGUGAGAUAGAUUAUAUUGAACUUGUUUUUAUCAUUAUUUGCACAUUAUUGGAACCAUUUCUGAUUGGUACUAUGAAUGUAAAUGUAUAGAUAAUUCAAUUGAAGAGAUACUGACAUUGCAGAAA
Messenger RNA from Cucumis melo (muskmelon), 1483 nucleotides. RefSeq lists its product as uncharacterized. The transcript is spliced from 5 exons. NCBI's taxonomy places the organism in Eukaryota, Viridiplantae, Streptophyta, Magnoliopsida, Cucurbitales, Cucurbitaceae. The coding region runs from base 395 to 1327 and encodes 310 amino acids. The record is from RefSeq and is a predicted model, not a curated record.